This is a messenger RNA of Arabidopsis arenosa, 1299 nucleotides long. Lineage: Eukaryota; Viridiplantae; Streptophyta; Magnoliopsida; Brassicales; Brassicaceae. The record is from the annotation of a GenBank genome assembly.
AUUCUUCUUCGUCUUGACGCUACUGCUUUUUAUCCGAUUUCAGAUUUCUCCAGAAUCUUCAGAUUCCAUGGCCACCGUCUCCGCCUCUCCCCCUUGGCCAAACCCCAUUCCCACUUCAGGCUCUGAUAAUGAUUCCGGCCGCCAGCUGGAUUUGAAUCCCAGUUCACCGGUGACGUCACUUCCUGCCCUGCUCCACAUCUCCUUUAACCAGGACCACGCUUGCUUCGCCGUCGGCACCGAUUGCGGCUUCCGAAUCUUUAACUGUGAUCCCUUUAGCGAGAUUUUCCGGCGUGAUUUCGACCGAGGCGGUGGCGUUGCCGUUGUGGAGAUGCUUUUCAGAUGCAACAUCUUGGCCUUGGUUGGUGGUGGACCCGAUCCUCAGUAUCCUCCCUGUAAGGUCAUGAUUUGGGAUGAUCACCAGAACCGUUGCAUCGGAGAACUCUCUUUCAGGUCUGAUGUUCGCUCCGUGCGCCUUAGGAGGGAUCGGAUUAUAGUCGUUCUCGAGCAGAAGAUAUUUGUCUACAACUUCGCCGACCUCAAGCUAAUGCAUCAGCUCGAAACCAUUGCAAACCCCAAAGGUCUCUGCGUUGUUUCUCAGGGAGCUGGUUCUUUGGUGUUGGUUUGCCCUGGUUUGCAAAAGGGCCAAGUUCGGGUCGAGCAUUACGCAUCUAAGAGGACUAAGUUCAUCAUGGCUCAUGACUCCAGGAUAGCUUGCUUUGCCCUCACGCAGGACGCCCACUUGUUGGCUACGGCUAGUUCCAAGGGUACUCUCCUUCGGGUCUUCAAUACUGCUGAUGGCACCUUGUUGCAAGAGGUAAGAAGAGGUGCAGACAGAGCUGACAUCUAUAGUUUGGCCUUCUCUUCAGAUGCCCAAUGGUUAGCUGUCUCAAGUGACAAAGGAACUGUUCAUGUAUUCGGUCUGAAAAUCAACUCUGGAUCUCAAGUGAAGGAUACAUCCAGAAUGGCACCUGAUGCAACUCAGGCUGCGUUAUCACCGUCAUCAUCUCUAUCAUUACUCAGAGGAGUGUUACCAAAGUAUUUCAGCUCGGAGUGGUCAGUGGCUCAAUUCCGGUUGGUUGAAGGAUCUCAAUACAUAGUGGCAUUUGGACAUGAGAAGAACACUGUGGUGAUUCUUGGGAUGGAUGGGAGCUUCUACAAAUGCCAGUUUGAUCCAGUGCACGGAGGAGAGAUGUCUCAGCUCGAGUAUCACAACUGUCUGAAGCCGCCUUCUGUGUUAUGAAACAUCAACAAGUCAUCAUUCUCUUACUUCCUUUCUGUAUAUAAAAAUCUUGUUGAGUU